CACUCUUAUAGAUUUAGGUCUGAUAAUGGGUUUACUUUGCUUUAUUUCACAUCCUUCAAUUUUCGUUAUGUUCAGUUCUAAAAGACGUAUACUUGAUGGGAGAUUAAUGUAAUAUGUCCAUUGUUAUGCGGACGUAAGAAUAAAGAAAGCUUAUCGGAAAAAGCCAUUGACGUAAUAGCUGGGAACCGAAGCCAUAACAACAAUAACAUGAUGAACACAGUCGCAUGCUUAUUUUUUUUCACAGUAGUGUCGAAUGGUGUAUGCGGUUUGGAUUUGAGUCGGAGAAAUAAAACAGAACUUUUUCGUCGCAUUAUAAGCGCCGAAUGUGCAGAGUUUGGAGAAGUGGUACAUGGAACAGUUUCCAAAAUCAAUGCAACUAGUGUCCAAGGCGUACAUAUAGAAUGUGACGAAGGAUAUGAUCUCACUGGUGGGCCGAAAGUAUUGUGUAAUGAUGGUCGGUGGGAUGCAGCCCCUCGCCCUAUGUGUGCUAAACGGUGCAAACCACCACCGCUGCUGCGCGAUGGAGGAGUCAGUGUCGAAGCUCGCCAAGAUGGCCCUAACAGCUACCGACACGGGACAAAGGCUAUCUACAGCUGUGGGGUGGGGUUUCAGCUGUCACCACCUGGCAGUCACAUUCGCUCUUGUCACGACGGUGUGUGGACGGGACUGGCUGCCACGUGUGUUUCGAACGGGUGCCCGCCACCACCGUCGGUGGCCGACGGCUACCACGUGCUCGAACCCCUGAGCCCUGCUGCGGUGCCGGUGGUGCCGCACACCGACCACGAGGGGCGGAUCGUGGUGAGCGUGGAGCAGCGAGUCCACUACAGCUGCAACGUGGGCUACACUCUGCAGGGGCCGGCGAGCCUCCAGUGCCUCGCAUCGGGCCAGUGGAAUCCUCGCCAGCCUCCCAAGUGUGUGCGCCAGUACGGACCGCCCACAGAGCCUCCGCCACCACCACCUCCGCCUCUGCCUGGUAUGGAUAUGGAUGCCGACAAAGAAAGAAUUUCAGCACAUGUUGCACCCGAGCUGCCACUGCCGGUCUGCCCGCCGGCCCCAACUCUGCACCACACACAGGUGUCCGUCCUAGACGGGCCACAGACGGCCAACAAUGCAGGUUCGGGUGCUCGGCUGGAGGUGAGGUGCCGCGAAGGCUACCGGGAUCCCGCCGCACCCUGCGUGCCAGCCGUGCUGUACUGUGAGCAGGGUUCCUGGGUGGGCUCACUGCCGAUCUGCGAACCAGUUUCAGACUGUCCACCACCACCGUAUGUGCAACAUGGCACUCUGACACCACUGCCACCGAGAGAAUCGUCAUAUCCUGUGGGAUCGUCUGUUAGCUACAGCUGUGCCACCGGUUAUUUUCUUGAAGGCGAAAGAACUUUGACCUGUGCUGCUACUGGCUGUUGGGAACCAGCCACACUGCCUUCCUGCAAACUUGAGGAGCAGCUUUACGCACUUGCCGGCUGCCCGCCUCCACCGCUCGUGGAGCACAGCACGAUGUCCUCGCCGACGUCGGAGACUUCGUACCCCGUGGGGUCGUCGGUGAGCUACAGCUGCUUCCAGGGCUACGUGCUGGAGGGGGAGCACAUCAUCACCUGCAAUCCCUCCGGCCUCUGGGAGCCUUCCCCGUUGCCGACGUGCAGAGCUGAUCCACAACCUUACGCCUACCUGAGUACGUCGAGUGUGCUGCUCGUGUCCCUCGCAGUGGCCCUCGGUGUCUCACUCAUCCUGCUCGUGGUCUGUGUGGUGGUGGUGUGUCGCCACCAGGGGCCCAAGACACGCCCCGGAGUUCCGUCGCCCUCGUCGUCAACUGGAGGAGGCGGAGGCCACCGCGGUGGCUGUGGCGGACCACCUGGUUCUCUUGGCGGACCACGCCACUCUUCUCCGACAGGAUGCGUUGCCACAUCUGGAGGUGUAUUGCAUGACCCAGACAGGGUCGCCCUUAUCGCAUUUGCUGAUGGAGUUCAGUUGGGAGAGUCGACAGCUCUUCCAACCUACGAAGAGGCGGUGCGUGGGUGCGAUCGCAGCAUGGCUGGCGUCGGUGGCACGGUGGGGGGCGGAGGCACCUCCCUGAGUGCGGGUGGCGGCCAGGGCCACCGCGGCCACGGGCGCGGCCACUGGGCGGGCCUGGGGUCGGGCCGCCGGCCGGUGCACGUGACACGCCAGUCCUCCAGCACGUCCCACACAGCCUCCCUGAGGAGCGGUUCUGCAGCCGGCGACUCUAUGGGGUCUACAGACACCAUGACACCGAGCGAAGUUUCGACAACUGUGACACUAGACACAGUGUCAUCACACACGUGCAGUAGCGGCGUCAGUGGCAGCGGCAGCGGUAGUGGCGGAGCAGCGAGCUGCCGUGCUAUCUGUGGCAGCCUCGCCUCGUUUGACACCAGCUCCGCGCUCAAUACUGAAGGUGUUCCACUUCUCGAGGAAAGUGAACUGGAGGAGGCCGACCUCUCUGGCCCGUGCAAGCGCCGACGCCCGUCACCGGACCCGCCGGGGGUCGCCUGAUGCAGGGUUCACGGGGGGCGGUACUCGCCCCCCUUGCCGCCCCUGUGCCCACUCCCCGUUCCGCCGCCACCGCCUCCGCGCAGGCUGCGCAAGUUGUAAGUCUGGCUCCUGGGCACACGGGAUAGGCUAGAGUUCCCUGUCCUUCGGGGACGGGCUCAGCAGUAGGAAGUGUAAUGGCUGCUUAUUGUCACCCAACUUAUCUGUCUCCACGGCAUUCCAAAGCUACAAGACUCCCGAGUUUCGUAAUCUAAUGCAGUACACAGAAGUGUGUAAUAUGAAAACCAAAUUCUUGUUUAUUCGCUUAAAAGCAAAAAACGGGAUGGCUCUUGGGAACUGAUAGUAAAUUAUUGCUUUUCUGUCAUCCUUUGUUAGCUCUAAUCAAAUUCUUGUUUGUUCCUGUUACUAUAAUUUUUUGUUUACAUGUGGUGUGUAUUAUUCUUUCUCCAUGACUUUGAGUUGUUAACUGUCAGAAAGAUCCUCUUUCAGACUGCGGAUCAUUUAUGUUGAUCGGUUAUCAGAAAUUGAUUGUUAAGAAUAUUUUCUUUUUAAUGUACACUACCUCAUUUUGGAUCUGGAACAACAUACAGUGUUUGAAUGAACAUUUACAAUCUAAUAAUAGUUGCUACUGUAUAUAAAUAUAUCUUAUGCAGUUUCAGGUCUGUGCAUAAAAAAGAAAAACAAAUUGAGGAUUGAUCCUAGUUAUUAAAGAUCUGAGGAGAAAAAGGAAAUAAUCAGGAAAGGCAUAUUUCUAUAGUAUAUAGCAAAAUGGACAUAUAAUAUGCACUAAUCAGAACUGAAAGAUCAAAAUACUUGAAGCACACUUUUAAUGAUGUUUCCUGCAUUGAGAAUCUGUCGUCCAGUUUCCUCUGUUACCACCCUUCGACUGUUCCAGCUAUAGCACUGAAGUCUCCAGUGAACCUUGCAUAGAGGAAGAAAAGUCUUAGAAAAACAAUAUAUUAUUUAUAUCAUCAGGUGUAUAAUUGUAGGUAUAUUUUGCCUUGUUUUCUGUCCCUGCAUCAGUUACCAUAUCACACAUCUUUUAAAAGCUCAUGAGACUGCAUCACAUCCUAUAAUGGUGUGACUAACUCCUAUUAUACUGUCAGAAAACGUUUACAGUGUAAUGUAAAUCCCUCCCUGCCCUAUUAGAAGAAUUUAUAACUUUCAAUUAAAGUUUAAAUCUUGAUAUAGUCUCUGCAACAAAAACUGUUAGCAUUUAUAUUAGUAACUUUGUCGUAGUUAAGUGUUGUGAAAGUAUAAAAUUAUAAAACCUAUGGUAAUGUAUUA
Molecule: messenger RNA, 3789 nt
Organism: Schistocerca americana (American grasshopper)
Lineage: Eukaryota; Metazoa; Arthropoda; Insecta; Orthoptera; Acrididae
Product: sushi, von Willebrand factor type A, EGF and pentraxin domain-containing protein 1-like
Exons: 11
Coding region: 208-2505 (765 amino acids)
Source: RefSeq, a predicted model, not a curated record